CUUGACUCGGGAACAGGAGCCCUUCCUGGGCUUGACUUGGGAACAGGAGCCCAUCCUGGGCUUGACUCAGGAACAGGAGCCCAUCCUGUGCUUGACUGGAGAUCAGGAGCCCUUCCUGGGCUUUGCUCUAGGGCUAGGCUGACACCCUUCUCCUCACCCCUAGUUUCCUCUUAAUAACUGGGAUGUAUCUGAACGUGUCCUCUAAUUUUGAUCAGUGUUCUUUUUCAGAUAUCUCAAUUAAGUUAUUUAUACUGUGCUUCAGGAUAUAUUUAACUCAUGAAAUAUGCUAAAAAAAUGGUGCUUUUGCUCCUGUUAGGAUAACUUGAAAUAUGACUAAGUAGUGACCUGGAAAUUUAGGAAACUGUAGGUUGUUUUCUAAUUUUGAUCUCCAUAUGUCCAAACUACAGCAUGAAUGACCAGCUAUCUUACUGCUAUUUUAAAACUUAAUACACUCUAGCCUAAGUGGAUUUGCACUCAAAUAGCUUCAACGUUAUACUGUAAAUUUGAACAACGCCAGGUUUGUUUUAUGAAGAAUUGUUAUGAAGAUGUAAUCAUCGCAUACAGCAGGUAAAGAGACCAGUAGAGGGAGGUGUGUGUUAAUGGGGAUGUUGUAGAAGGGCUGAAUCAUUUUUGUGUGAUACCUCCUACGUGAAGUCAAAGCAUAUGACAAAAAGAGGAAACAGAUGAGCAAACACAACAUUCAUUUGGUCUGUAGCCAAAGGAGACAUUUAUUAUUAAGUCAAUGUGCUGGCUGGCGGGGAAGACUAUAACCUACUUUAUAGACCUGCCCUAUGUCAAAUCACUCCAUGGAGGGGAUUUACCUCAGCUCUCACUUGGAGAACAUCCUGCUCACAACCUUCUACAUUGUCAUCUUCAUCCUCUCAGUCCCGAGUAACGCCCUGGCACUUUGGGUGUUCUGCCACCGCAACACCAACCACACCCCUUCCAAAGAGUUUCUGAAGCACCUGGCUAUAGCGGACAUGUCUUACGUCUUGGUGCUCCCCAUGCGAGUGAUCUACCACAUGUCAGACAAUCACUGGCCUCUUGGUGAAUGGGCCUGCCGCGUGGUUGGUUUCCUGUUCUUCGUCAACCUCUACUGCAGCAUGUGCUUCAUGACUUGUAUCAGUGUAGACCGUCUGUUGGCUUGUGUUGUACCACACAAAACUCACAAUCUGAGAAAGACCAGGAACGCCAAAGUGGUAUCUGCAGUGCUGUGGGUCAUGGUGACUAUUUCCAUGUUGCCUGUCCUAUUCUCUAAAAAAGAAGUAACUCGACAAAUUGUGAAUGUGACAGUGUGUGAAAAGCUGUACAUAGAGAAGUCCUCCAAUCCCACCGGUGCGUUGGUGUCUACUGCUAUUGCAUUUGUGAUACCUCUGGUCAUCCUGAGCAUUUCUUAUAUUCUCAUAUUUGCCAAAGUAAAACAGAUGACUUUUCAAGAAAGGACGCCUGCUCAGCAUAAGGCAAUGAGAAUGAUCGUUCUAACCGUGGUUAACUUCUUGAUUGCAUUUGUGCCCUAUCAUAUCAACCGAUUUGUAUUUAUCCUACAGCAUGAUGACAUGUCAAGGUCAGAAUCCGAAAGACAAAUGUUGCAUUUAGGAAAUCGCAUCACCUCAGCUUUAACAUGCAUAAGUGGCGUGUUGGAUCCUGUCAUGUACUUCUUUCUGGCAAGAAAUUACCAAAAGACCCUGCUGCAUCUUUGUGGGAGAAACCCUAAAGAUGAGCAAUCCACCACAUGAUCGAAGAAUAAAUGCAACAACGACAUCUCAGCUGAUAACUACAGACAUACUGAAACUUAGUAUCUGUAAAAAAAUGGUUUAGUGUGAAAGUAGAAGUGGAAAGGAACCUCUUGAACCAUGAAGUGCAGUUUGAUUCCUUCUAAAACAUGUAUGAAUGACUUGUGUUUGUGUUUAUUUUACUUUUUAUUCUGUCAACAUUAAUCAAAUAAUUUAACAUAUAUAUAUAUUUUUUGUGUGUGAAUACUUUCAGUUGUUCAAAAUAUGAACAAAUAAAAUAUUCUUUUGAAAUCUCAUAUCUUUUAAGGUCCCAACAAACACAUUUUACACACCAGAGCUUUUAAAAAUAUAAAACU
Molecule: messenger RNA, 2089 nt
Organism: Cyprinus carpio (common carp)
Lineage: Eukaryota; Metazoa; Chordata; Actinopteri; Cypriniformes; Cyprinidae
Product: uracil nucleotide/cysteinyl leukotriene receptor-like
Biological process (GO): phospholipase C-activating G protein-coupled receptor signaling pathway; positive regulation of Rho protein signal transduction
Cellular component (GO): membrane
Molecular function (GO): G protein-coupled receptor activity
Source: RefSeq, a predicted model, not a curated record